Molecule: messenger RNA, 1002 nt
Organism: Trypanosoma brucei brucei TREU927
Lineage: Eukaryota; Euglenozoa; Kinetoplastea; Trypanosomatida; Trypanosomatidae
Exons: 1
Coding region: 1-1002 (333 amino acids)
Source: RefSeq, a predicted model, not a curated record
AUGUGGCGUCCAGCUGAAGUGAACGCUAAUAUCGGCACCCCACCGCAUAAAGUAUCUUCAAUACCCGGUUUGGACGCGGGAUUGGCUCCACUAUGUGCAACAAUGUGGGCCGGUGGUUUGUGUCCAACAAGGGACGUGACAUUGUGGGGAUUCGGUGAUGGUGAUGGUGUGGGUGGGGAACAGCAGUUGCGUAACGUACAGCAGCACAGCGGUCCUUCUCCCUGUGCUGUAAAGGAAGGAGACGAAGUGUUGAUGUAUGCUCGUCCGCUUCCUUCAACUGCGAAUGAAGAAGAGGAUGAAGAUGGUGCCGUAAGAUUCGCUCAGUGGUGCACUCCCAUAGAGCGGAAACACGCCUCUGAUGCCGGAGACUCCAGUCAGUGUAGCAUGACCGGUCAUAAGGCACGUGCAGCGCUGGCGAUGAAACGACACCACGGCGACCCCGGUGCUCCGACAAAAUUACCCGAAAGUAGGGCAUGUAUUUUUAGUGAUGCUGAUGAACUUACUGUUCCGUUUGCUAAGCGGUAUCGGUCUUUUCAGUUGCAGGGUGUGGAUGAUGGUGACUCUAACAAGGUGAACGGCAGUAGCGUGCUAACUCCCUGUGAUUCGUCUAAUCUAUCCCACAUUACGCCACUGGAUGAGGGUGGAGAGUCGAUUGACCUUGCGAACCACAUGUCAGGUCUCAUAUUAGCGGCAUCCCCAACCCCAAAGAAACUGGAUUUUGUCACUCCUCUUGAAGAUGGUGAAGUGCACACGGGGGACAAUGGCACAUUUAAUGCUCAGGAUGGGGAAAAUAGGCCACUCAGCGCAUGUAGCAGCACCCAUCGCCCCCUUCGGGGGAAGAGAUUUCUUGACGAUUUGGACCCGAACGUGGGAGUUGCAACAUCCCACUUAUCAACCUGUAAGUCAAUCAGAGAAGGCUGCCGAAAGUGCCGGCGGGUGGAUGCACCGGAGGGUUGUGGGGAGGAAAAACGGCAGCGCACAACCGAUUCAGUGCGAAUGUAG